AAUAUAAAAUGAACCAACCAUUUUCUCCAUCUAGUUUAGAAGGGUGGUGAGCUACCUCCACGCCAAUUCCAACCAACGUAACCCGUUUUCUUUGAAAAACAAUGCAGAAUAAUACCCUUUUAUUCAAUCAACUACUUCCAAUGGCUUAAUUCGUUUUGAAAUCCCUCUUCGGUCUCUGCUGCUAAUUGGUAUAUGCAUGGCAGCUAAAGAAGGAGCUAAGGAGAAAGAUCACAAGGAAGACAAAGCAAAAGAUGAAAAGAAAGCUAAGGAGAAAGAUGGAGUAAUCACUGCUGUUUAUAAGGUUAACCUGCACUGCCCACAGUGUGCACGAGAGAUUAAGAAGCCUCUUAUAUCUAUCCAAGGGGUUCACAACGUGGAGGUUGAAAGGGAGAAAGGUGAAAUCAAAGUGAGAGGCGAUUUCGACCCGACAAAGAUACAGAAACGGCUUGAGAAACUCUGUAAGAAAAAGGUUGAGCUAGUGUCACCCAAGGUCCAGAUCAAGGAAAGCACCACAACUGAGACAAUAGUAGUGAAGGAAUCCAAAACCAAAGAAGUAGUGGCAAUUUCACGGACAACAUUAGUGAAGGUUCACAUGCAUUGCCACAAAUGUGAGCAAGAUCUGAAGAAGAAGUUGUUAACGAACAAAGGUGUUCACAAUGUUAAAACGGACAUGAAAGCACAAACCCUAGCAGUGGAAGGAACAAUUGAUCCUGAAAAACUAGUAUCGUAUUUGCGCAAAAAGGUACACAAGCACGCAGAGAUUAUACCCCCAAAACAAGAGAAGAAGGAUGGGACGAAAGAAAAGGAGAAGAGUUCCUCAAAACCCCCAGAGAAAAAGGACGAAAAGAAAGAGAAAGAGAGUGGUAAAUCUACUGAAAUAGUUACCAAGGUUGUAGAAGCUAAGGAAGAGAUAAAGGUGGUGGAGGUUAAGACAAAAGAGGGGGGUGCUCCUUAUUUCAUUCACUAUGUCUAUGCUCCACAAACAUUUAGUGAUGAAAAUCCAAAUGCUUGCUCUAUAAUGUAA
This is a messenger RNA of Fragaria vesca subsp. vesca, 1024 nucleotides long. RefSeq lists its product as uncharacterized. Lineage: Eukaryota; Viridiplantae; Streptophyta; Magnoliopsida; Rosales; Rosaceae. Gene Ontology annotation, molecular function: metal ion binding. The transcript has 4 exons. The record is from RefSeq and is a predicted model, not a curated record. The coding region runs from base 197 to 1024 and encodes 275 amino acids.